This is a messenger RNA of Triplophysa rosa, 3247 nucleotides long. It is a transcript of the gene srms, whose product is annotated as src-related kinase lacking C-terminal regulatory tyrosine and N-terminal myristylation sites. Gene Ontology annotation, cellular component: extrinsic component of cytoplasmic side of plasma membrane. The transcript is spliced from 8 exons. Gene Ontology annotation, biological process: cell surface receptor protein tyrosine kinase signaling pathway; protein phosphorylation; innate immune response. Gene Ontology annotation, molecular function: ATP binding; signaling receptor binding; non-membrane spanning protein tyrosine kinase activity. The record is from RefSeq and is a predicted model, not a curated record. Lineage: Eukaryota; Metazoa; Chordata; Actinopteri; Cypriniformes; Nemacheilidae. Bases 622 to 2103 code for a protein of 493 amino acids.
AACCGAGGGUGCACAAAUAAUCCAGCCGUGUUCUGCUCAACGCUAACACGUUUUAAUGAUUUUAGUCCGAUCUAGUAACAAACGGUGACGGUUUGCAGCUAUUGAAUAACGUUAGCCUAGUGAACAGAUGGUCGCACUACAGGACACGAGGGUCGAUCGCAGCCAAAGUUAGACACUGCGAAGCGAUAAGGGCACAAAUGCUGCGGCACACACUACUCCUGAGUACAUCACACUACACGCAGCGAUCAGCCGCAACGCUCGUUAUGAUGAGAGAGAGCAGCGACGCGGAGGAAUGGAGAUCAAGAUGAAAAAUCGUUUCUUCAAGGUAUAAAAUCUCAUCGAACUCUUCUCCGGCAUGUCUUUUCCGCAUACCGACAGCGCGAUUUGUUUGUGUGUGAUCCAUCCCGAAACGGAACCGGUUUCACCUGAUCCACCGCUAUGGUCGCGAACGCUGUGUUAGCUGAACAAAGGGCAUCCCGGUGUUUAUCGCGACGGACGUACGGUGAGGGACCCGCACACGUUUUUCUUUACAACGUGAACCUUUUUCGCUUUGCCUAGCCGUGCCGUGUAUUCUGGCUGCCCUGGCGCCCGUCACCGGAGUCCUGGGAAGAGAGGGUCGGGAUGGAGAACUGUUGUCGCAGCUGUAUGCCAUGUCUGAAGAGGUUGUGGGACUGGAUAUGGCCCGAAUUGUUUUACCCGAACGUCGCUCACCCGGCCGAGAUCCGCACCGUUUCAGGUGAUAUCCGGGUCCCGGCGCCUAAGAAGAAACAAUCGCAGCUUUACGCGGCUCUGUUCGACUUUGUAGCCCGUAGCGAGGAAGAGCUUACUGUGAAGGAAGGGGACAAACUGUCCGUCAUAGAAAAGAGGGGAGAUUAUGUACUUGCCAAGAAGCUGACCGGGUCCCUUGAGUCCGGUUUGGUCCCUGCUAAUUAUGUGGCCCUGGUACAGGACGAAUUCGCAAACUAUAAAUGGUACUAUGGGAAUAUAAACAGGCAAAAAGCUGAGAAGCUGCUUCUGGCUCCUCAGAAUAAAACUGGUUCCUUUCUGGUGCGGAUCAGUGAGAGCCACAGUGAUGAAUAUACCAUCUCCGCCAGAAGCGAAAAUAGUGUCUUCCAUUUCCGUAUCCAUCGUUCAGCCGUUGGUGCUUACUUUGUAUCCGACAAGAUCUCUUUUGCCACUCUGGAUGAGCUUAUCAAAUAUUACCAGAAUAAUUCGAGAAGUCUGGGAUGUCCCUUAGACCAGCCAUGUGUACAGCAAAGGGAGCUGUUCGACAUGGAACCGUGGGAGCGUCCGAGGGAGGAGUUUCAGCUUAUCAAGAAACUCGGGGAAGGACACUUUGGAGAGGUUUGGGAGGCUGUCUGGACCACCAAGAAGCAGAAAGUGGCUGUCAAGAUGCUCAAACAAGAGGACACAAAGUUGGAUGAAUUUGUCAAGGAGGUUCACGCACUGAAGAAUCUGCACCAUCCUAAACUGAUUCAGCUCCUGGCUCUGUGCACACGAGGAGAACCCGUCUAUAUCGUCACUGAGCUCAUGAUUAAAGGAAGCCUGAAAUCAUACUUGUCUGCACCUGAGGGUCAGGUGUUGACCUCUGCUCACCUGAUCUACAUGGCUGGUCAGAUAGCAGAAGGAAUGGCCUAUCUGGAGGACCGACACAUCGUCCACAGAGACCUGGCUGCUCGAAACAUCCUGGUUGGAGAUGACCUGGUGUGUAAAGUGGCUGACUUUGGUCUGGCGCGCAUCAUAAAGGACAGUGUGUAUACAGCUAGUAGAAACACUAAGAUCCCCGUGCGCUGGACGGCUCCAGAAGCUGCACUUUAUCAGCGCUUCUCAGUGAAAUCUGACGUCUGGUCUUUCGGAGUGGUGCUCUAUGAGAUGAUGUCACGUGGAAAAAUGCCGUAUGAUGGCAAGAAUAAUAAGGAAGUUUUGGAGAUCCUGUCCUCAGGCUACAGGUUGCCAUCUCCAAGCCGUUGCCCGCCAAACAUCUACCGCAUCAUGAUGGAAUGCUGGCAUGCGGAGCCUUCCAAACGGCCCUCGUUUCACGCACUUCAUAGUCAGCUAGACAACAUCUACUCCAGAAUCUACUUCAAAACCAUUGAAGUGUAGAAUGCAGUGAGAAGAGAGAGACUUGAAGCAUGUGAUUGUGGAAUGCUGAGACAAGAAAGAGAAUGAAGAAAAGACUUGCAUGGACAAAAGUGCACGAAGGACAAAUGCACAAAGGUGUACUCCAGUGUCAAUGAAAGAAUGUUUAUGACUGCUUAAAUGAUAUGAUUGAAGGGAGGUGCAAAAAAUGUUUGUGUAGGACUUGGAAAAGCCACGAAAGAGGAAAAUAGGAGCCGAGAACAAACUAAGUGCAUCUCCUUAAUCUGACGGGACCAGAUUAUCUAUAGCUUGUCACAAAAGCUCUUGGUUGUCAAGAGUUGAAGUACUUCAUUACGCACUAGUUAUACGGUAAUAUAAACACACAGCACUUCCUUAUUGUUUAUGUGCUACACUGUAAAACUUUGCUGUAGUUUUUGCAACUUACUGUAGAUUUAAUUACUAAUAUACUUUACAAUUAGUACUGUUUUCCAUUACUUUAAUCAAAGUUAAAACACUUAGACUUUUGAGAUUCAAAAUGAGCAAGAAGAGACCGGCAUUAGCACAGCAACAAAGUAAAAAAAUGGCAUUCUUCCUAAGCAUUAUUCUCUUGUUUUCUGUAAAAAUGUUUAAAACUUCUUAAAUUACGAUACAUUUACAUACCAAGAAAAGUGACCCAAGAUAUUUAGUCUUGUUUUAUGAAAGAAAAAUAUAUAAACUAGGCAAUUUUAUGCUUAAAACAAAAUGGUACAUUAAAUCUACAGUAAGUUACUGGCAAACCUGCUGCGAAAUUACAGCAAAAUUUUACAGUGUGGAGUUGAUCUGGCCCGUUCAGGUUCUGUAGGAACAGGAGAUGAUUUGGUCCGUUUUCAGGUGAGAGUUUAUGUUUACAAAUGAUUCACCUGCCAAAAUAUGGACAGGUGUUAAGAACGCGAUGGAAACUAUGGCCAUUUUAAGUUAUAAUUGUUGACUGCACAAAUUGUUUUUAUUACCAAGUGUAUGAUCUUUAAACGCUUUUAAGAUCAAACACAGGAGCCAUAUGACAAAAACUACCUGAGUAGGCUUCCUCUGUGUCAUAAUUUAAUUGUCUUCCAGUGCAUUUUACUAAAGCACCGUUUCUCUUCAUGUAUUCUGUGGACAACUCUUGUAAAUAAAAUAUUUUUUCAAUAAA